AUGAGUGGGGACGGCGUCAACAGAGAAGACGAUGGCCUUCCCCCGCCGCAAGACGCGCAGGCUGUUGUGCAGGCUUCUUCGGCCUCGGAACGACGGCGCCGCCCGCAGCGGGCGAGCAACCCCGCCAGGCUACGGCUCAGCGAGCUGCUGUCGAACAACUUGGUCUCCGCCGGAAAAUACGCGACGGGGAGGACCAUCGACCCCCGCAAGCCGGACCCAUCCAUGCCGCAAGCCUGCAUGCCGAGAAUAAAGCACAAGGCGAUGUCCGCCUCCCUGACGCUUCCCCUGGGCAAGCGGCAGGCCGAGAGGCUGAAGGCGGCCCAGGUCAACGCCGGCCAGGAGCGGGACGUCAACGUGGACGGAGUCCCAGAGACGAGGCUUCCCUGGGCGGUGCGGCCGGAUGUUGAUUUCAAAAUCGUGAACCACAAGGCGUGGUCCACCGGAGUCGUGGCCCCCGUGGUUGCACAGGUCAAGGAGGCGCUGGGGUUCGGGGAGUGGGAGGUGGAGGCGUCCCUGAGCGAGAUGCUUCUUUGCGAGGAAGACUGCUUCUAUAGCGAGGGCCGUGAGUGCGACGAGUCACCGGGGGUCUUCGCGACGCUCAUGUUUCAGAUGACCUCCGUAGUGCAAGGAGGCGUGUUUACGGUAUUCGACCCGUCAUCAUCGCCACCGGAAUCAUCUCGAUCCCCAUUGGCCGACGCUGGGAAUGGUUCUAUCGCGUCCGAGGAUGACGGCAAGGGUGGGCGUAGCAUUUCUUUUUCAGUGCCGGGCGAGACGGCCGUCGCGACGAGGAGCGCGGCGAGCACGCACGCGCUCUGGCCCCGGGCGGAGGCCGAUGCCGUCCGGAGAAAAGCGGCGGUGUUCGUUGAGCCGCCCGCGGUGCCGCAGCCGGCCUCCGCCGAGCAUAUCGCGGACAUCGUCCAAGCUGUUCGGAGCUGGGCGGCGGCGGGGGCAGCAGCAUCCGGAGGGGGCGAAGACGAUGUCGUUGUUCCCUCGAAGCUAGUCGUGGCACUCUCGCACCACUACCCGCCGUUGUGUUGGGCGUCAGAAGGAGGCGGAGGCGACCUGGUCGGCAUGUCCCUCCUGAAGGGGCGCGACCGAGCCGUCUGCAACCUCUUGCGCCUAGCGCGGCAGGCCCUGGCCACGGACCCGGCUGUGCCAUCAUCCGAGGGGGCCGGCGGAGGAGAAACGGCAGGGGCGAUGGAGGUGGAUACGGAGAAAGUGAAAGGGUUGGGGCGAGCGUCGGCGGCGGGAGCGGGAGCGGGAGCGGCAGCGGCAGCGGCAGCGGCGGCGUCGCCGUCGACAGCACUGGAUGCCGGGGGUGGGAAGGACGGGGGGAGAUCAGAUGGUGCUGGUUCUGCAACGUGGAACGGAGAGAGCGGCGUUCGAGAUGACGGGGCGGCCCUCGAGAUAUUUUUGACGCGAUUGGUGGUGUCGCACGGUAGCGAGAACGAGGGGGCUUUCACCACGGGGCCCCUUGUGCCCCUCCAGCCUGGGGACCCCGAAGCUCAGGUCAGGUCAGGGGUUCGAAUCCCGGCGUAGGCGAGCUUUUCUUGCAAAGUGAGUUUUUCUCUCGCUUCCGCUCCUGGCCAAGUGGAUAGCGCUAGUUCGUGUGUACACAGAGGGAAGAGAGUGCUGAACUCUUCUCGCAUUAAAAAUUGAAGGCGAAGUACCGCAGGAGGGGAGGGUAGAGAGAGGCUCUUCUGUGUGACCACGGGUUGGAAUAAACGGCACUAGUGCUGUGAGCGCUGAUUUGAAGUG
Messenger RNA from Ectocarpus siliculosus, 1758 nucleotides. Lineage: Eukaryota; Phaeophyceae; Ectocarpales; Ectocarpaceae. The record is from the annotation of a GenBank genome assembly.